CUCUCCUUCCUCUGGCCUUCCUUCUUUUCUUUUCUAUUUUUUUUUUUUUAUUCAGUUUGCCUUCUAAGAAUCAGAUACUGGGUUCAUCGCGAACCCAGGAUCCUGGGUUCCCCGCGAACCCAGUAUGCUGGAUUCCUCUCGUAUCCAGGGCUCCUCGCGAACCCAGGGGCUUGGAUUCCUCUCGAACCCAGGCGCGUGUUGUUGUGUUGUUAUCGACAGGUUCGUCGCAAACCAAGGUGCCUGCGUUUCUCGCGUGUUUGUGUUGCUAUCAUUUUUUUUGUUUAGAUCUGUGAUUAUGUGAAAUUGUCUGCGAAAACCCAGCUUUGUGUUGCUGUGUUGCUAUCAUUUUCUUAUUUAGAUAUUUGAUCAUGUGAAAUUCUCCGCAAAAACUCAGAUUUAUGUUACUAUGUUGCUAUCAUUUUUUUUGUUUAGAUCAUUUGAUUGUGUGAAAUUGUUUAUCUGGUUCACUCAAUAAAUAGUUAUGAUAGAAUCUCACAUCGAUAAGAUGUGAUGAUAAUAAGUAGAAUAUAAAUUUGGAGAAUCAUGAACUUAAUAGGUGAAGAAGCCAAGAGAGCAUACAAGUCAAAGAACCCAUUCCAUGGGGCAGUCUUCUAUUGCAAGUUAUUGCUAAAACGAAAGCUGGGAAUGAGAUUCUCUUAUGGAACUGAUAUCAUCACCUUAUCCACCAAUCUUAGUGAUGGUAGAACCUUAGUUUCUAGUGAUGAAAGCUUUGAACUGGGGUUCUUCAGUUCUGGAAGCUCUGCCAAGAGCCGUUACUUGGGAAUUUGGUACAAGAAUAUCCCAGUUAAAACUAUUGUUUGGGUUGCAAACAGGUGUAACCCGAUUAAUGACACAUCUGGCAUUUUGAUGAUAAACAGCACAGGCAAUCUGGUACUCCUCAAUCAAAGCAGCGGGAGUGUUGUCUGGGCAGCAAACUCAAAGAAAGAAGCUCAAAAUCCAGUAGUGCAGCUCCUGGAUUCUGGAAAUCUUGUUCUACAGGACAGAAAUGCUGGUAUUUUGUGGCAAAGCUUUGACUAUCCAACUGAUACCAUGCUGCCAGAGAUGAAACUUGGAUGGGACUUACGGACAGGUCUUAAUCGACAAAUAUUCGCGUGGAAGUCCCCAGAUGAUCCAUGCCCAGGAGACUUAAUUUAUGGGGUAGUGCCAUAUAAUAAUCCUGACACUGUUGUUCGGAAAGGCUCGAGAGAAUACUCUCGGAUAGGCCCCUGGAAUGGCAUUGGAAUGAGUGGUGCAAUCCAAUUGAAGCCAAAUCCGUGGUUUACAGGGCUUCUUUAUCUACAUCAAGAUUCUCGAUUGAGGAUCAUCCAUAGAGAUCUUAAAGCAAGCAAUGUUUUGCUUGAUAGUGAAAUGAACCCCAAAAUUUCAGAUUUUGGCAUGGCUAGAACGUUUGGAGGAGAACAAUUUGAGGGAAACACAAGGAGGGUGGUUGGAACCUAUGGUUAUAUGGCACCAGAAUAUGCAAUUGAUGGGCAAUUCUCUAUAAAAUCUGAUGUUUUCAGCUUUGGAAUACUAUUGUUGGAAAUAAUAAGUGGAAUGAAGAAUAAAGGGUUUUACCAUGUCAACCACAAUGUUAACCUUAUUGGCAACGCAUGGAGAUUGUGGAAGGAGGGAAAUCCUUCAAAACUGAUUGAUUCAUUUGUAAUGGAGUCUUGCAAUCUAUCUGAAGUAUUAAGGUGCAUCCACAUUAGUCUCUUAUGUGUUCAACAAUACCCUGAGGAUAGGCCAAAUAUGUCAUUUGUGAUUUUGAUGCUGGGUAGUGAGACUGCGCUGGGACAACCCAAAGAACCUGGUUUCCUUGUUGACAAGAAAUCACUUGAAACAAAUUCUUCAUUUAUCAAACUUGAAUCAUCUUCAACUAAUGAACUUACCUUGUCAGUAUUGGAGGCUCGAUAAAGGCUUAUUAUUCGAAUUCUACAUGUUUUAUGGUGCUGAUAAUAUUAACUGAAUAAUAUGUACGAAUACAUGCUUUACAUAUAA
Molecule: messenger RNA, 1998 nt
Organism: Rubroshorea leprosula
Lineage: Eukaryota; Viridiplantae; Streptophyta; Magnoliopsida; Malvales; Dipterocarpaceae
Source: the annotation of a GenBank genome assembly